Molecule: messenger RNA, 737 nt
Organism: Symbiodinium sp. CCMP2456
Lineage: Eukaryota; Dinophyceae; Suessiales; Symbiodiniaceae
Source: the annotation of a GenBank genome assembly
AUGCCGACGCCUUCCAACGCGGUCCUGGUCAGGGAGACUUCCAACCCAGAGAUCCAAGAGCUUCCAGAAAACUGGAUGAAGAGUGUGGCCAUCGACGUCCCGACAGGCAACCACAAUCGCCCAGAGGUGGAUCCCCGAGAACUCCUCGCGGAGAUCCGACGCCUCAGCCGGCGCGUAGAAGCCCUCGAAGAGCAGCUGUCCACCGAGCCUCCAGAUGAGGAAGAUGUCCUUGAGUCCCCGGACAGUGCUCAUGAGACAAAGUCGGAUUGUUCCCAAGCAGCGGUUUCGCAGACGGAGCAGGCGUUUCAAUCCAAGGAGAUGCUUGCAGGCCCUGACCCGCCUGUGAAGAAGCCUAAUAACCACAAGAAGAAGAAGAAAACUACUCCUGUGCACUUCGAGGCAAGUGCAUGGAACAUUCCACUCGUGAUUGGAUUGGCCGAUGUGGGCUGGGUGGACGCCUUCGCAGCGUCGCUCCUCAUCGCAGUGAACCUUGGCAUGCAGAUUGCAUUUUCAGCCAUUCUCCUUUCCGAGCCUUUCAUGGGAGAGACCUUCGACGAGAAUGUGGACAGCGCCAGAAUCUGGCGAAGGAGCAUGGCCCACGACGAUUCCUACGUCGACCUCUCAGGUACGAGUUUGGUGUCUCGCGUCUGUGCUCUUGAUGGAGCUUUGAUCUUGUCCAACCGGCAGGCGGACCUCGUGAAGCAGAUCAAUGCCUUCUUAGGCAUUCGCAAAGCGGA